AAAACUACAACCUCAGCACUUCCGGUGGAGGAGCACCUGACUCGAGGGGCCGGGUGGGGGCGGAGUUAGACGGACAGUUCCGUCCUGAAUCUCCAACUUGAUUUUGUAGCCAAGCGGACCGCUUCACAGUGCUGGGGGGAAGAGCAAAUGAGGCCAAAGGCUUAAGCAGCUGCAUCAAGGGGCAGAAGGCUUCAUGACUUUGACCAUCAUCUCAGGGACAUCAGCUAAAGGAAACAGGAGUGGGGUGAUAUCAGCUCCCCUGAUCAGACCUCUGCUGCCUCUUUGAAACACACCACAAAUUACAGCAGAGAAGAUGGAGAAAUCAGUGAGUGUGUCCAAUGGAGCGAGGCCUGCAUAUGAGGAAAAAGAAGACACCCUCAGACCUGAGGAUCUGUCAGAGAUGCUAGCAGCAGGGACCAAAGAGGUGCAUGAAAAGGCUGAGAACACCCAGUUUGUGAAAGAUUUCCUCAGGGGUCGCAUCCGCAAAGAGCUCUUUAAGCUUGGUGCUGUGGCACUUUACCACACAUACACAGCCAUGGAGGAGGAGAUUGAAAGGAACAAAGACCACCCCCACUUUGCCCCACUAUAUUUCCCUGCAGAGCUGCACCGCCAUGAGGCCCUGGCCCGUGACCUUGAGUACUUUUAUGGCCGCGACUGGCAGAGCCAGGUCAGCUGCUCCCAGGCCACCCAACGCUACGUGGACCGUAUUCAUCAAGUAGGGCAGGAGGACCCAGUGCUGCUGGUGGCUCACGCCUACACCCGCUACAUGGGGGACCUGUCCGGGGGCCAGGUGCUGAAGAAGGUGGCGCAGAGAGCCAUGAAGCUGCCUCCCACAGGGGAGGGCCUGGAGUUCUAUCAGUUCGAUGCCAUCCAUAGCGCCAAAGCAUUCAAGCAGCUGUACCGUAGUCGGAUGAACGAGCUGGAGCUGGACACGGAAACAAAGAAGAGGCUUGUUGACGAGGCUGUCAAGGCAUUCCAGUUCAACAUGGAGGUGUUCGAUGAGUUGGAGGAGAUCGGCAAAACCAUCCAGGAGGAGGUUUUAGACGCUGGCAUGCCGGUCCAUGGAGCAAUGGAUGGAGACAUCAACAAGUGUCCCUACUACGCUGCCAAAAUGGCGGCAUCAGGUGGAACAGCGUACGCCUGUCAGCUUGCCAUGGCCGUGCUCCGACACCCAACAGGGCAGGUCCUGUUUGCUACUUGGUUUGCCGCUCUGGCUGGAUUGGCUGCCUGGUAUCUGAUGUGAUCCAGCCGUCGCCUUGACACCCUGCUGCUGUGAGAGAGAGAGUGAGAGAGAGAGAGAGAGAGAGUGAAGGAAGGACAGUAAGGAGACUAGGAAAUCCCCUUAAACUGUGGACCAGUUUCAGACAUUCGUAUCUGCUACAAGUUUAUUUAAUGUUACAUGUUUGCUUAACGGUUGGCUGACAGGAAAUAAACUUGUUAAUGAUCCAUAGGACCAUAAGACAUCAACUCCAUCCAUACAUCCAUCCAUCCAUCUAUCAAGCUUUUUGACAGUUUAUCCUCCUGCCUUUUUUUUAUCACUACCUCCUUCACACUGUCCCAUUCACAUAUUCCAGUGUGUUUGAUGGUAUUUUAACACUUGUUGUGGGUGUUUUCUGAUUUUUUUUUGUCAUGAAAAGACAAGGCUUGAGUUGCUGAUUUGUUGUAAAAUGGCACUUUCCCCUUAAUUUUACUGAAACUGACAGAGCAAGGUGACUUUUAGAUUGUUGUAGUGUUAAAAGUAGUUAAGAAUGAAGAACGAAUUUUGGUGAGCUGAAACAUACUAUGCAAAUAUUAUGCAUUAGUAUAACAGCACAGUGGGUUUUUUCUGGGUAGACUGCUGUGUUGUUUUUUUAAUGAGGCCUUUGUGUUAUUUGCAUCAGAGGGAUUGUAAAUUUAAGCAGGGACGGGAAGUAAUGUACGAGUUAAAAACGCCAGCAGUGAAAACAGCGGUUUAUUUUCAAAAUGUAAACUUGGAAAAAUGUCCUCAUCGACUGUAUUGUAUUUUUUUUACCUGCCAUUCCAAGCAUAAUGUGAAAUCACAUGCACUGCAGCAAUGUUUUGUUUUUUUUAAAUCCAUCAUCACAUUUCGUUAUUCAGACGUGACCUCAAAAGGUUUGCACAGGUGUACCGUGAGAGAGGUAAUAGGAGUCGUUUUUUUAAAGAAAUAUAGCAUACCUACACUUUGACAAGUGUAAGACUAAUAAACAUCCUUCAGAUACUCGUGAAUAUAGUAAAACUACAGGAUAUUUGAAUCUCUACUGAUGCAUGUUCAGUUCUCUGCCUGUUGUUUGGUCCAAAUGCAUCGCUAAACUUUCCAUGAUGUAUGACUCACUGCUGAUUCAGUUUUACCUGCCACGGGGGCCUAUAUUAGGACAAAGGUGUUAGCAGAUGUGGCUGCAGCUGUUUUAAAAGGAAAUAUUCUUCUUUUUUUUUUUCAACAUUCCCAGUCUGUCUACUACAUGAAGGCUAGAUGAAUCUUAAGUGCUGUGGUUUAUUAUGAACUACUUCAGGUUAGGUACGUAUACGUUAGGUCCUUCAGCAGCUCAGCUCAUUUGUGUAUCCAGUCAUGAUGGAUUUAUGAGCAAACUUUAUUCACAUGCUGUUCAUACUGUAUAAUGGGAAAAAAACUGCCCUGCACAACUUGGCAAAAGGAAUAUGUUGUGCUGUGUGUACUGUACGCUGUGCAAUUGCAAUUUCCUGUAACCUCAGUAUUUAUCCCGACACAGUAAUUCCAUUUAAUAACUUUGCUUUAUCUUUCCAGGCAGACUGUUUGUUUUUUGCUUGAAUUUAUUUGACACACCAAAGGAAACCUGCUGAUAACAGCAUUUCAACCAGGUUCCUGUGCUGUUUGUAUUUGCACAAUGCAUUCACACAAAUGGAUGUAAAGUAGUCCUUUCAUUAGCAGAACCCAUUCGGGACAACAGCUGUAGCUGUCUGCUCGAUCGCAGACGUUAACGAUUUAAGAAACGGUUUUUGUACUUGAGAGUCUCAGGUUCAUGUUGCAGUCAGAUGGCAGUAUACAGUAACUGCAUAUGGAGGACGGAUACAGAGCCUGCCCUCAUAUAUUCCCGCAGCUCAGUGUCCAUGUGUUAUUUUAGUUUUCUGAAGCUAGUGUGAUGCGUCAUAAUGCUACAGUAUUUUUUAGAACAUAUUGAAGGGACAUUUACUCGGAUCUCAGGAGUUCAGGUUGUUUUUGGCCAUCGAUGAAACUGGGAUUAAAGUGAGUGGGAUGCAUGACUGAUUCAUGUCGAUCUUUGGAUUCUCUUGCGUUGUCAUUAACUAUGCUCUUAAUCCCUUUGUGUAUUUAACUGGACAAAGCUUUAUUAGUGACUGAAUGGCUAGAAUACUUUUUGAGAGUAACAAAAAAAAAUACAGGAGUAAGAUGUGCUGUCUGUAAUAAAAUAAAGUCUGUUUUCCGGCUCA
Acanthopagrus latus (yellowfin seabream) is the source of this 3423-nucleotide messenger RNA. RefSeq names its product heme oxygenase 2b (gene hmox2b). The record is from RefSeq and is a predicted model, not a curated record. Gene Ontology annotation, biological process: response to oxidative stress; heme catabolic process; heme oxidation. Gene Ontology annotation, molecular function: heme binding; heme oxygenase (decyclizing) activity. Lineage: Eukaryota; Metazoa; Chordata; Actinopteri; Spariformes; Sparidae. The coding region runs from base 314 to 1243 and encodes 309 amino acids. The transcript is spliced from 7 exons.